This is a messenger RNA of Glycine soja, 1852 nucleotides long. Its product is annotated as protein ROOT PRIMORDIUM DEFECTIVE 1-like. NCBI's taxonomy places the organism in Eukaryota, Viridiplantae, Streptophyta, Magnoliopsida, Fabales, Fabaceae. Bases 218 to 1468 code for a protein of 416 amino acids. The transcript has a single exon. Gene Ontology annotation, molecular function: RNA binding. The record is from RefSeq and is a predicted model, not a curated record.
AAAUAAAGUAAACCAAACUCAUUUUGCACCAAAACUCUCCGAUAGCAAAGCCUGCAACUUUUGCACCACAACCUUCGUAUCCUCACCGUACCUCGCCACCGAUUUCAUGUAAUCGGAUGGAGAAUCGGGUAACUGAUUAGAAAGGGGAACAUCAUUUUCUAUGCUCCGAAGGUUGCGUUGGGUUUGAUCAAUAAUUGAGUCUAAGGUGUUCGACGAAAUGUCAAACCGAGUUUGCAUAAAAAAGGGGUUGUUGACACUAAUGGGUGCGAAGUUUGUGGGCAAACAAGGGCACCCAACUCGUUUUUCCAUGUGUCUUCGAUCCAAAACUACGUCUGCGCAGUAUGUAGCAACAAGAUUUCGAGACCCCACGUUUGAGAAACUCAUGGACAACUACAAGAACCUUGUCAAAGUCAUUGCCGUUCAAGACCUCAUCCUUGCAAACCCAAAGAAUCCAUCAGUCUCCAUUGAUUUCCUCUCCAAGCUCUCCCAGAAGCUCCACCUGAACCGUGGCGCCACUGCCUUCCUCCGCAAGUUUCCUCACAUCUUCCACAUUUACUAUGACCCUUCCAAGUUGAAGCCCUUUUGCAGGUUAACUGAUGCUGCUCUUGAUGUUUCACGGCAGGAAGCAGUGGCCAUCAAUGCUUCUUUGCCUGAUGUUGUUGGAAGACUUGUUCGGAUACUGUCAAUGUCUGCAUCCAGAAUGGUGCCUCUUAGAGCUGUUUUUAAGGUUUGGAAGGAGCUUGGGCUGCCUGAUGACUUCGAGGACUCGGUUAUAUCUGCUAAUUCUGGUGUUUUUCAGCUGUUUGAGGCGCAUGAACCAAAUACUCAUUUGUUGAAGCUGGUUGAUGGUGCUUGCAACAAUGGUUUUAGGGCAGCUGUUGAGGAUUGGAGGGUUGUUGAGUGCUGCAAGGAGGACUGCAGUGUUGAUAGGAUGGAAAUGCAGUUCAAUUUCAAACAAGGGUACCCUCCGGGGAUGAGGUUGACCAAGAAUUUCAAGGCCAAGGUGAAGGAAUGGCAAAGGUUGCCGUAUGUGGGGCCUUAUGAAGUGGUGGGUGAGAAGAAGAAGUCUAAGGCUGGAAUGAUGGCUUUUGAGAAGCGAGCAGUGUCGAUUGUUCACGAGUUCCUGAGUUUGACGGUGGAGAAGAUGGUGGAAGUUGAGAAAAUCAGCCAGUUUAGAAAUUGGUUUGGGAUUGAUUUAAAUAUAAGGGAUCUAUUCCUGGACCACCCAGGGAUCUUCUAUUUGUCUACCAAGGGUAAAAGGCAUACUGUUUUUUUGAGGGAAGCUUAUGAACGAGGGUGUUUGAUCGAACCAAAUCCCAUCUAUGAUGCAAGAAGAAGGCUACUUGAUCUUGUUGUUUUAGGACGUCGGGGUCUGCCAGCUGUUAAUUCAAAGUUCCAGGAUACAAGCGGCUGCAAUGAGACUGGACAAGAGGAAAACCAGCAAAGCCACGAUUCUUUACCAUCUUGACUUUAAGCAUUACAGCUUUGUUAAUGUGUCUUGUUAUUUGCUUUUCCAUGUCUAGGGUUGCUUAAUUUUCUUGUGUGCUGCUUUCGGCAUACAAGUGACUUCAAAUGCAAGGAUAGUAAUGGCUUUGACUCUAACUUGAUUUAAUGCUCUGCACAAAUCAGUUUGAUAUAUAGGAAGACCUCCUAAUUAUUCGUGAGAAGCUCUCCUCUGUACUAGAAUGGCUGAAUUAACUCCAUUAUGUUACUUUGUUUCUGCUUGUUCUUAAAACGUUCUGUGAAACUGUAGCUGAUUUUUUAUUACAUUGGAAGAUGCUAAACUAUGGUUCCCUGCUUACCACAAAAGCUUUGCUACAGAAACCAUAAAGAAUACAAAUUCCUUGUUUUC